UCUUCUACAGAGGUCUCUUGGAGGUUUCCGUUCUCUCCGUCGCCGCACGUGGUUUACUGCGUAGCCUGUGUCCUACGAAACCAAUCUGAAUUGUUUGACUGUUUCUGGCCUGCGUGAUGCCGCCCAGUGCAUUGGAUAGCUUGCGAGUUCGUCACCCAAGGAGCUCACACAGCGUUUCUCAAUGCACCUUCCCGUUGCAUCGCUUCGAAAUCUGCAUCCUCGAGAACACUCGGCCAUCACGCGUCUUGGCUUCGCCUCUCACUAGACCAACUCUCUCGUCGUCUGGAGUGGCUUCCACGGGAUGAUGUUCGAUCAUGUAUUCGUUCUUUUUCGUCCUCGCAUCAAUCACUUGCUGGCUUGCGAAGCCAUUGUCAGUCCUGCAAGGCACUCGCCAACUCCCUAUAUCUGCAUACAAUCUACCUGCGAGAUUCAAACGCGAAGGAAUUAUGCGAGGUAUAUCUGUCAUACAGAGGAGAGGUCCUCCACAUCUUCACCUAAUGUCGUGCACCAACCUUAGAAGAUCCGAAGCCGAUCGUGUCGUCGCACUGUUGGGUAGUCUGGUCGUGGUGACAGAAGAAUUGCACAAGACCCCCGAUAUCUUCAAAUGUACACAUUCAUACGACUGGUCCAUCCAAGCCGUCCACACUCAAUACCUUCGGUUGGCCGAAAAGAUCGCUGGGGAGACCAUGGACGUCUGGAAACGCAGUCUGCCGCUGGAACGCCUCACUAGAGCCGGAAAAUUUUAGGAGUCGGUUGCUUGGUACCUCGCUACUACCAAUCAAAUGUGUAAACUUGCCUGUCUGCGAAUGAACACCAAGACAUACG
Suillus discolor is the source of this 825-nucleotide messenger RNA. RefSeq lists its product as uncharacterized. Bases 315 to 746 code for a protein of 143 amino acids. The transcript is spliced from 5 exons. NCBI's taxonomy places the organism in Eukaryota, Fungi, Basidiomycota, Agaricomycetes, Boletales, Suillaceae. The record is from RefSeq and is a predicted model, not a curated record.